Molecule: messenger RNA, 686 nt
Organism: Gamsiella multidivaricata
Lineage: Eukaryota; Fungi; Mortierellomycota; Mortierellomycetes; Mortierellales; Mortierellaceae
Exons: 2
Coding region: 84-686 (200 amino acids)
Source: RefSeq, a predicted model, not a curated record
CGAUUCUAGUUAUUCUCUUGUUCACAGUCCAACCACAGACACGGCCAUCAUUCCUUUUCCAAACCGUGAGACUUGCGCAUUUCAUGUCCAACGAAAGAGGCCGAAUAGGUCGUGAGAUGGGUACACUCUCCAGCAACAUUAUCUUCUGCGAAUUGCGUAUCGAGAACCUGAGGAACUUGAUCGAAGAGGCUCAGGAUGAUAUCUGGGACUUUGAUAAGUGCAACCGACUCGAACUUGAGAUUGAGUACGCGAUUAACCAUGGCCGUAUACUCACUAUUGGCACGGGCAUCCAUAACCCUACUCCAGCGAAUAAAAAAUCAAUGACUGUCGAGGACUACCGACGAGAGCGGGUCGAGUACGCAAAAAUGUUAGUCGCGCAAGUCUCUCAGGUGUUGCUGCAGAAGAAAAUCUUCUGCGAAAAGCGCAUCCCGGAGCUCAGAAGGAUGAUCGCUGGUGAAGAGCCAUCGGGAGAUCGCGAUGAUUUCAUUAACCAAUUCGACUGCGAAAUUUUGAAUGAGAUGACAGAUGAAAAAGUGAACCUUGACGAGGCUGUUGAACCUGCUACAUCUAGCUCCUGCAAGUCAGGCAAAGAGCUACUUGACCGGGUCUUGCGAUCCCUCGACAAAGACAAGAAGACCUAUACCAGGCUGCAAGGGAAGUUGAAUGCCUUGAAGGAACGAACAUAG